Molecule: messenger RNA, 2431 nt
Organism: Astyanax mexicanus (Mexican tetra)
Lineage: Eukaryota; Metazoa; Chordata; Actinopteri; Characiformes; Acestrorhamphidae
Gene: nr5a2
Product: nuclear receptor subfamily 5, group A, member 2
Exons: 8
Coding region: 16-1653 (545 amino acids)
Biological process (GO): tissue development; hormone-mediated signaling pathway; regulation of transcription by RNA polymerase II
Cellular component (GO): RNA polymerase II transcription regulator complex
Molecular function (GO): nuclear receptor activity; RNA polymerase II cis-regulatory region sequence-specific DNA binding; zinc ion binding
Source: RefSeq, a predicted model, not a curated record
UUAUUUUCGGCUUCAAUGUCUUCAGGUGUUGAGAGGGGAGUAGGAGCAGGUGGAUCACCGGACGGAGCGGCGGCGGGUCCCCUUCGGCUUAGCGGAGCUGUCAUGCUGCCCAAAGUCGAGUCAGACUCUCUGGGACUCGCUCGGUCGCAUGGAGAACAGGGCCACAUGCCUGGAAAUAUGCAAGCUCCCCAGUUUAAAAUGAUGGACUAUUCCUACGACGAAGACUUGGACGAGAUGUGUCCCGUGUGCGGAGACAAGGUGUCCGGAUAUCACUACGGUUUGCUCACCUGUGAGAGCUGCAAGGGCUUCUUCAAGCGCACGGUGCAAAACAACAAACGCUACACGUGUAUCGAGAACCAGAGCUGUCAGAUAGACAAAACCCAGCGCAAACGCUGCCCCUACUGCCGCUUCCAGAAGUGCCUGAACGUCGGCAUGAAGCUGGAAGCUGUGAGGGCUGACCGCAUGCGAGGAGGCCGCAACAAGUUUGGCCCCAUGUACAAGCGUGACCGAGCGCUGAAGCAGCAGAAGAAGGCCCUAAUACGAGCUAACGGCCUGAAGCUGGAGGCCAUGACGCAAGCCAUGCAGACAGUGCCGGCCGACCUCACCAUCUCCUCCGCCAUUCAGAACAUUCACUCAGCCUCUAAAGGGCUCCCGCUCAGCCACCAUCACCACCACCACCACCAUCACCACCACAGCUCGUCCAGUGCCGGCCUGCCACCCACAGACUAUGACCGAAGCCCCUUCGUCACCUCCCCGGUCAGUAUGGCCAUGCCCCCCCAUGCCGGAGGCCUGCAGGGCUACCAGGCUUACGGCCACUUCCAGAGCCGCACCAUCAAAUCCGAAUACCCCGACCCCUACACGAGCUCGCCCGAAUCGCUCAUGGGCUACCCCUAUGUAGAGGCAUACACCGGGGGCUCACCGCCCAGCUUCCCCCACCUAGUGGUUGAACUGCUCAAGUGCGAGCCCGACGAGCCCCAGGUGCAGGCCAAGAUCCUGGCCUACCUUCAGCAGGAGCAGGCCAGCCGAGGCAAGCAUGAAAAACUGAACACUUUCGGCCUCAUGUGCAAAAUGGCUGACCAGACGCUCUUUUCCAUCGUGGAGUGGGCCAGGAGCAGCAUCUUUUUCCGUGAACUAAAGGUUGACGACCAAAUGAAGCUGCUGCAGAACUGCUGGAGCGAGCUGCUCAUCCUUGACCACAUUUUCCGGCAGGUGAUGCACGCCAAAGAGGGCUCCAUCCUGCUGGUUACAGGGCAACAGGUGGAUUAUGCCCUAAUUGCCUCCCAAGCUGGGGCUACACUCAACAACCUCCUGAGUCACGCUCAGGAGCUGGUGAGCAAACUGCGCUCCCUCCAGCUGGACCAGAGGGAGUUUGUCUGCCUCAAGUUCCUGGUGCUGUUCAGCUUGGACGUCAAAAACCUGGAGAACUUCCACCUGGUGGAGAGUGUCCAGGAGCAGGUCAACGCCGCACUGCUGGACUACGUGAUGUGCAACUAUCCUCAGCAGACAGACAAGUUUGGUCAGCUGCUUCUGCGGCUGCCUGAAAUCCGGGCUAUAAGUCUGCAGGCCGAGGAGUACCUCUACUACAAGCACCUAAACGGAGACGUGCCCUGCAACAACCUGCUCAUCGAGAUGCUGCAUGCCAAACGUGCUUAAACUUUAAAAACCAAGCAUUUUUUUUCCACUCUCCAGACUCGACGUGCCGCACACACUCGCUAGCAGCAGCAGCAGCACCCUUCCCGUCCAGCAUCAUCACCAACCAUAGCCUUCAAACGCAGACAGAUGCCCGCACACAGUGACUCACUCGACUCGACUCUGUGGCAUCUUCACAACAGCGUGCAUGGUUCAUGAAGAUUCCAUUGAAUACUUUGGGCCAAAAAAAAUAAGCGCUAAGGGAGAAAACAAACACUUGAAAAUGACUCACUUGAACUUCGGCUCACUUGUUUCUCUGUGAUCAGAGAGAAAGCAAAACGAAAGAGUGAUGUAAUUAACUUCUCAUCUCCUGGUACACUUCUGACAAACUGCAAGCAUCAUCACCUGUUUUUUGAGCAGACAAACUUAAGAUAAACAUCUUAAACUAUCUCCCUUUCAUUAAGACUGAACUGGACAGGAUAAGAUGACCACAGGCAUCUUCUCCUCCAAGACUUAUUUAAACUGCUUUGUUAGUGUUGGACCUGUAUUUUAAUGAACACUCAGCCGAACUGCUCUUUCAUGUCUGUUUUAAGGCACGCACGUCACAGUAGAGCUCGAGUUGCAGAAUGGGGUGAGCUGGAUCAGCUGCCAUUUUGCCAUGCCCACAACUGUGCCACCCACAGAGACCUGUACGCAGCCAAACAAGUCAUGCAUAAAAAUAAGACAAAACACUGAUAAAUAGUAUGUAUCUUUUAAAAUUACUUCUUCCUCUUACUUAAGAGGCUAACACAUGCCAGUCUCC